UCUUUUACUUUUCUGUUUUGAAUCCCUUUCUUUCAUAUAUAUUUGCAUUUCUUCUCUCCUUUUUUUUUUUAUAUCGAUAUCAUAAGAAUAGAAUGCAGCGAUACUUACCUUGUAAACAACGAGAACCGGCAGUCAUGGAAAGUCCCAAACUUAUACGCAGCAUCACGAUUGACAGAUGCAGCAAUUUCAUUAGUGGAGGCGCCAAUGGAAACGAUAUCAAUCUUCUUUCACAACUUUAUAAGGCACGUACAAACUCAGAGGAUCAUAUCUCAUUAAUGGUGUACAGUGUACCGGAUUUGAAACGAAUUACAUUUGAAGAAGCUGUGCAACAAGAAUUUCGACCGACUCAUUUAGGUGAAUGGUUUGGUCCAUCUUGGUCUACACAUUGGUUUCAUGUCCAAAUACGUAUUCCUUUGGAAUUUGCUGGUGAAGAAGUACAUUUUAUUUGGAACGCUGAUAAUGAAGCUUUAAUUUGGAGUAUGGAUGGAAUGCCUUUACAAGGAUUAACAGGUGGAGCUGGAAGCGAUGCAAGACAUGAUUAUAUAUUGACUACUCAAGCACAAGGGGAUGAUUUUAUACAAUUUUAUGUGGAAAUGGCUUGCAACGGAAUGUUUGGCGCCGGAAAUGGAUUGAUUGGUCCCCCUGAUCCGAAUCGUUUCUUCAAUCUGAGUGAAUUAGAUUUAGCAGUACCAAACAAACCAGCAUGGCAACUCUUAUAUGAUUUCCAAAUCAUUCUGGGGAUGGCAAAGGAUUUGGGACCAGAUUCACUACGAUCUUCUCAAGCAAUGUAUACUGCUAAUCGUAUCGUCAACACUUUCGUACCUGGAGAUGAUUCUACUAUCAUGACAUGCCUUGUCAUUGCAGCGGAGUUCCUGGCAUCCAAGAAUGGUGAUGCACAACAUGAAAUUUAUGCUCUUGGACACUGUCAUAUUGAUACGGGAUGGUUAUGGCCAUUUGAAGAAACAAUUCGAAAAGCAGCAAGAAGUUGGUCUACACAAAUCGAUUUGAUGGAUCGUUAUCCUGAAUAUAAAUUUAUAUGUUCUCAAGCACAACAAUAUGAAUGGGUUAAAACGAAUUAUGCACAUCUUUGGGGACGAAUACGAGAAAAGAUUGCGAUUGGUCAAUUUUUGCCAACUGGUGGAACUUGGAUAGAAAUGGAUACAAAUAUGCCUAGUGGUGAGGCUUUAUGUCGACAAUUCCUACUUGGGCAACGCUUUUUUGAAGAGAAUUUUGGUAAACGAUGUAAAGUGUUUUGGUUACCUGAUUCCUUUGGCUAUUCUUCUCAGUUACCUCAACUCUUACAAUUAGCAGAUAUGAAGUAUUUCUUUACACAGAAACUUUCUUGGAAUAAUGUCAACAAGUUUCCAAUGACGACAUUUUGGUGGAUCGGCCUAGAUGGAACCAAAACUUUGACUCAUAUGGCCCCUUCUGAAACUUACAAUGCACAAUGUUCUCCGGAGGAACUUAUACGAAGUGUGAAGAAUCAUCGAGACAAGGAAUAUUCCAACUCAAGUUUGCUAGUCUAUGGAAACGGUGAUGGUGGUGGUGGACCUUUGGCAAGUAUGAUUGAACGUUUAAGAAGAAUGAAAGAUGUGGAUGGAUUACCAAAAGUAGAAUUCAGUACGCCAAUCGAUUUCUACGAAAACGUUGAACGAACAACAGAUGCACUUUGCAGUUGGAAAGGGGAAUUGUAUUUUGAAUUACAUCGGGGAAUUUAUACAACACAUGCAUUAUGCAAGAAAUUCAAUAGAAGUAGUGAACUACUAUUACGUGAUUUGGAAAUGCUGGCUUCAUUUGCCCAUAUCAUGAAAGAUCAAAAUUACAAGUACCCGGUGGCUGAAUUCGAACAGUUUUGGAAGAUGAUUUGCUUGAUACAAUUCCAUGAUGUCAUGGCUGGUUCUUCCAUUGAAAUGGUAUAUGAUGAUUGUUUACAGAUGUAUACGAAAAUCGACUUGCAUGGGAAACAAAUGCGUGAUGACUUGGUCGACAAAUUACUAGGGUGGGAAAAUCCUAUCAUGAGCGAAGAGAAAGCUAUUGGUGUAUUCAACACAUUGGCAUGGCCACGACAAGAAAUUUUGGAGAUACCACUUGUGGAAGGCUUACCAUCUUUGGCACAGAAUUCAGCAUUUGGUCGAACUGGUUAUGUUUUAGUGGAUGAUAUUCCUCCUUUAGGUGCGAAAGGAUAUGAUUUGAAGACUUGUUUGGAUUUUGAACCAGUAAAAAUACAUAUGGAUCAGAGCAACAAUAUCUUGGUGGAAAACAAAUAUAUUCAAGUUACCUUUGACAAAUCUGGUCACCUUAUUGGAUUAUAUGAUAAAUCUUUAAUGCGCGAAUUUAUCAAGCAAGGCGAACGAGGAAACGUAUUCAAGAUGUAUGAAGAUAUUCCAUUAUUCUGGGAUGCAUGGGAUGUCGAGAUAUAUCAUUUGGAAAAAGGUGUUGUUGCGGAAGAAGGUUCAGUGCAAAUAUUGGAACAUGGGCCAUUAAGGGCAGCUUUACUGAUUGAAAAACGGAUAUCUGAUACUAGCCGACUUCGACAAUGUGUUAUCCUAACUGCCAUUUCGCGACGUAUUGAUUUUGAAACUGAAGUGGAUUGGAAUGAAAAUAGACAAUUUUUGAAAGUGGAAUUUGCUUGGGAUAUUUUGGCAGACAACGUAUUCUACGAGACUCAAUAUGGUAUAGUGCAACGCCCCACACAUUACAACACUUCCUGGGAUGGUGCCAAGUUUGAAGUUGUUGCUCAUAAAUUUGCGGACAUGUCUGAAUAUGGUUGUGGUGUUGCCUUACUGAAUGAUUGCAAGUAUGGUUACUCUGCUUACGGCAAUGUUUUACGACUUUCAUUAAUUCGAUCACCCAAAGCACCUGAUUCCAAUUGUGAUAUUGGUCAUCAUGUUCUCAGGUAUGCCAUCUAUCCACAUGAAAAUCAUUUUAUGCAAUCAGAUGUUGUGAGAGAAGGAUUCAAUUUCAAUGUCCCAUUGAUCACACGUGUCAUGUCUAUCAAUCAAGUGAAUAGUCUAGCGAAAUCAGUACCUCAAUUCCGUAUUGAAGGAGCUCCAAAUGUUGUGUUGGAUACCAUCAAAAAGGCAGAAGACUCUGAUGAUUUGAUUAUACGACUUUAUGAAGCCUAUGGAGGGCAUGCGACUGCAAGAUUCCAUAGUUCAUUGCCUAUGAAAUCGAUUCAACAAUGUAAUAUCUUGGAAGAUGAAUUAGAAACUGUAUAUGAAAUGACAAGUACAGCUGAAAGGGUGGAUCGAACAUUUAGUACCAAUCUUCGUGUGCUUGAUGAUGAUAUGGUAGAUUUGCGAUUGGAAGCUCAACAAAAACAACAUGCUCAAGGUGCUUUGCUCAAAAUCAAACCAUUUCAAGUCAUGACAUUGAAAAUCAAAUUGUAGUUAUAGUCCAA
Halteromyces radiatus is the source of this 3400-nucleotide messenger RNA. Its product is annotated as galactose mutarotase-like domain-containing protein. The record is from RefSeq and is a predicted model, not a curated record. Bases 93 to 3389 code for a protein of 1098 amino acids. NCBI's taxonomy places the organism in Eukaryota, Fungi, Mucoromycota, Mucoromycetes, Mucorales, Cunninghamellaceae. Gene Ontology annotation, biological process: mannose metabolic process; oligosaccharide catabolic process. The transcript has 26 exons. Gene Ontology annotation, cellular component: fungal-type vacuole membrane. Gene Ontology annotation, molecular function: alpha-mannosidase activity; carbohydrate binding.